This is a messenger RNA of Solea solea (common sole), 5710 nucleotides long. RefSeq names its product anoctamin-1-like. Gene Ontology annotation, cellular component: plasma membrane. Gene Ontology annotation, molecular function: chloride channel activity; protein dimerization activity. Gene Ontology annotation, biological process: chloride transmembrane transport. The transcript has 24 exons. Bases 373 to 3282 code for a protein of 969 amino acids. Lineage: Eukaryota; Metazoa; Chordata; Actinopteri; Pleuronectiformes; Soleidae. The record is from RefSeq and is a predicted model, not a curated record.
GGGAGAGAGGUUCAUCAGAGUUUUAUCGUUGCCUAAGUUUAGAUCUUGGCUCAGAGACGGCUUCUCGAGUAACAAGGCAGCAGGCUCACUUCAGCCACUCCACACUGAGACAGAAACACAGCUCCUCACAGAGCUUUAAAGGAAGGCAAGCAAAGCCACAGAAGAGUGGCAAGUCAGAAGAAAAAUAAGAGGAGAAGCAGGGGAGGGGCCCCUCAACACCAAACACUGUCAUAUAACAAGACUUUUCAAACAGAAGACACAGACGUAGAGAGAGAGAGACAGAGAGGAAGAGCACAAAGUGGACUAUUUAGCUUGCAACUGGCUCUUCAUCACAUCAGUUUAUCUCCAUUUUCAAAUUGCAGGGAUUGGAGAAUGACAGAGGACGCAGAGGUGGAAGUCAACCUGUCGCCAACCUCCGAGACCGAGCAACAGGCUCCACAUUUUCUACGAGAUGUUAUCUUCCACGGCAAGUUUAAGCUGCUAAAGGCUUUAACUCCAGAGGAAACCUCCCACUGUAAACAAGGCCUUUACUUCCAGGACGGUCAGCGGCGUAUUGACUAUGUCCUCACCUACAAUGUGAAGAAGCCGGGUGGUGGGCGUUCGAUGCGACACUCGACAUACCUGCUGACUGAGAACGCUGUGGCCCGUAGCCUGCGUCGUAGCCACCACAAACGUGACGAGCGUGCUCGUCUUCACCAAGCACAGAAGGCGAAAGCCCAGUUGACCCCACCAUCGCCGACAGUGGCCGACGUGGAGCUGGGCUGUGCUGGAGAGACCCUCAAUGGCCACGAGGACCACAAGGCCUUCAGGAGGGAGGAGUUUGAGGCUAAACUCCGAGACAUGGGACUCGUGCUGGAGAAGGACGAAGACGGCAAGAUCCCAGGGUUGGGUUUCGUGAAGAUUCACGCUCCUUGGAAUGUUCUCUGUCGAGAGGCUGAAUUCAUGAAGCUGAAAAUGCCCACCAAGAAGGUGUAUGAAGUCAAGCAGUCGAGCAGUGUCGUGGAGAAGAUCAGCUCUCUGGUCAGCAAAGCUCUGGAGCCUUUACACCCUCAUGUUGAGGAGCAUCGACCCAAGAACAUCAAACAUCUGUCACACACUUUCACAAGGGAGAAAUUACACCUGUUUGACCUGUCUGACAAAGACAGCUUCUUUGACAGCAAAACCAGGAGCUCAAUAGUUUUUGAAAUACUGAAAAGAACAACAUGCACGGCAAAAUACAACAUGGGUAUCACCAGUCUGCUUGGCAGUGGUGUCUACACGGCAGCUUACCCUCUUCAUGAUGGAAAUAUCAACAAGGAAAGUCCAGAGUCCAGUGACAGAAAGCUUUUGUAUGAAGAGUGGGCAAACUACGGUGUCUUCUACAAAUACCAGCCCAUUGGACUUGUGCGGAAGUAUUUUGGUGAGAAGAUUGGUCUAUACUUUGCCUGGUUGGGCCUGUAUACCCAGAUGUUGAUUCCUGCCUCCUUAGUGGGGGUCAUAGUUUUCCUGUAUGGAUGUGCAACAGUUGAUGACAACAUACCAAGCAUGGAGAUCUGCCACCCAAGGAACAACAUCACCAUGUGUCCUCUGUGCGACAAAGUGUGCAGCUACUGGAGACUCAGCACAGCCUGUGGAACCGCUCGGGCCAGCCACCUGUUCGACAACCCUGCCACCGUUUUUUUCUCUAUAUUCAUGGCACUGUGGGCUGCCAUGUUCAUGGAGCAGUGGAAAAGAAGGCAGAUGAGACUGAACUACGAGUGGGACCUGACUGGGUUUGAAGAUGAGGAGGACCAUCCGAGGGCUGAAUAUGAAUUCAAGGUGAUGCAGAAAUCUAUGAGCAAAGAUCAAAAAACCAAGCACAAGGUGGAAAAGCUCACCUUUCGAGACCGCCUUCCUGCCUACAUGACUACUGUUGUCAUGAUGUUGUUGAUGAUUGGAGUUACCUUUGCUAUUGUGUUCGGAGUGAUUCUCUACCGGAUCUCCACCAAAGCCGCGCUCCAUAUGAGCUCCAAUCCAGUCACACGGAGCCACGUGCAACUGACAGUAAAAACCACUGCAGCCAUCAUCAACCUGGUGGUCAUCCUCAUUCUGGACGAGGUGUAUGGUGCUGUGGCACGAUGGCUCACUGUGUUAGAGGUUCCUAAAACAGACAAGAGUUUUGAGGAGCGGCUUAUCUUCAAGACCUUCAUCCUCAAGUUUUUCAAUGCUUUCACUCCUAUCAUCUACAUUGCUUUCUUCAGGGGAAGAUUGGUUGGCAGACCAGGCAGCUACUGGUAUGUGUUUGAAUCCUACAGAAUGGAAGAGUGUACUCAUGGAGGCUGUCUGAUGGAACUGUGUAUCCAGCUGAGUAUCACCAUGUUGGGAAAGCAGCUAAUUCAGAACAACCUUUUUGAGAUUGGAGUGCCCAAACUAAAGAAGCUGAUUCGCUACAUUCGGUCAAAGCAAGGUGGUUUUCAAGAAGAAGAGAGAAAGAAGAAGCUGCUGAGAUAUGAAACAGACCACUUCCUGGAGCCAUUUGCUGGAUUAACACCUGAAUAUAUGGAAAUGAUCAUCCAGUUUGGUUUUGUUACAUUAUUCGUGGCAUCCUUCCCCCUGGCUCCGCUCUUCGCUCUGCUCAACAACAUCAUUGAAAUACGACUUGAUGCCAAGAAAUUUGUGACUGAGCUGCGGAGACCAGUGGCAGCACGAGCCAAAGACAUUGGAAUAUGGUACGACAUACUGAGAGGAGUAGCAAAGGUGGCUGUCAUCAUCAAUGCCUUUGUCAUCUCCUUCACCUCAGACUUCAUACCGCGCAUGGUCUACCAGUACAUGUACAGCCCAGAUGGCUCCAUGCAUGGAUUUGUGAACCACACAAUGUCCUAUUUUAAUGUCAGCCACUUCCAGGAUGGUAAAGAACCCAUGGAGCCAUUGUACCUUGGAUAUCCCGUUGAGAUUUGCAGGUAUAAGGACUACAGAGAGCCUCCUUGGUCAGUGACUCCGUAUGAAAUCUCCAAGGAGUUCUGGACAGUGCUGGCUGUGCGACUGGCCUUUGUCAUUGUUUUCCAGAACGUUGUGUUGCUGAUGAAUGACGUUGUAGACUGGCUAAUCCCAGACAUCCCGAAAAACAUCAGCCUCCAGAUCCACAAGGAGAAGAUUCUAUUGGUAGAACUGUUCAUGAAAGAGGAGCGAGUCAAGAGCCAUAUCCUUGAGAGCAGAGUCUCAGCAGGAGGCCCCGCUUUCUGCAGCAGGAGCAACAACAACAACAAUUACACAACAGCUCACCCGCGCUCUUCUCCGCACACCAACAGCACCAAGAGCUUCUGAUGCUUUUGACAGUGAUUUUUUUUUUGGUUCACUCUUGGUGAGCAAGUCUUAGCUUGCUAGCAGCCUGCUUGCUCAGGCCAAGUUAAACUCUGUGAUUUUGUUCUUGUUCGGAACAUUCCAACAACUGGGAGAGCAGCUGGUUGACAAUGCAUGAGGAAAGUAAAUGUUGGGCCAAAUGUGUGUGGAGCGCAGCAAAACUGUACAGCGACCUGUACAUGUGCACACAUUUGUGAACGUGUACAAAGAUCUCUACAUGUGUUGUCAGAUUUGUGACUGUGUAUGGGAAUCUUUGAAUGUGUGUAUUCAGGGUUUUAUUCAAAACGUUAAUUUUAAACAGUGCUAGAUAACAUACUAGUGGUGUACAUUUAGGAACAUGACGCCAAGAAAGUAACAAAAGAGAAAACAAAAAGAGAGAACAUAGAGACAGACAACCAUUCACACUUACAGGUAUAUUUAGACACUCACCAAUUAUUCUUCAUGAGGAAAACCUGGAAACUUUGAAUCCUGGUUUGAACAACCUGGAUUCUUAUCUCAGUAUACAGAUCCUGCAUUUGAACAUACAAAGUCUGUUGGUGAGGAUUUUGGGAUCCAAAGGCGUUCUGGUUUCUGUGUCUAGUUUGUUUGACCAAGCAUUUUUGAGUUUCUUUUUUGCAUGGAGAGCAAAAGAUGGACUGACAUCUGUCAGGCAUCAUCUAUAGCAUAUUAGCCCAAAAAUGUGCUAGUUGUGAAAAUCCAGUUAUACGUGGCAAUAUUUUUUCUCACGUUGCCAGUUGGAAUUCAAAAUGGUAUGCGGUGAACCAAAGUCAUCCACUAUCAUAUACUGGAAGCCCCGAAAAAUAUUGGCUGUUGCUCCCAGAGGAUAAUUUGUAACCACACAAGAGCCAGUGAAUGGUGAGAUUAUCUGGACUAAGAAUGUUCUUGCUGUAAAGGCCCUGGUAUACCUCCGCACACUGUGAGCAUGAUGCGAAUUGCGUCAUCAACGCGCAACAUGCUCACCAUGCAGAAAAAAGAUAUUCGACAACAGAAGAAGUAGUCCCCAAGGAUAGUCUUCCGAGCUUCGACCUGGCGACCCUCGAACCAGCUGACACCCUGACUCCCCUGCCCAACAGGCGUUUCAGCUGUGAGCCGCUCGAACCAGUAUAUCCGAGGGAGCUGUAGCAUCGUUCUUUUCUUUGGUAGGAAUGCGUCCUAUUCCCUACGUCCAGACGUGUACCGCCACCUCGAUGGUAUAGUGAGAUACUACAGGACCCUGAUGUGUGAGUAUACCAGGGUCCCCAAUGUGCGACUCGAAAUUCGAAAGUAUACCAGGGCCUUAAGUCCACUGUGUCGAUCAUAGCACCAGUGUGUCACCAGUGAGUAUUGCUUAAAGCAUAAAAUGAUUUUUAUAACUAUUUAAAGCAAUACCAUCGCUGGACCCAUGGAGCAUUCAAACCCCAAAUAAAAACAUAUUAUCUGAGUGAAAAAAGUGCCUUGUGCUACACUCCUGCUGUACCUGACAGUUGUGGUUGUUGUUUUUGUUUUUCCUUAUCCCGAUUUGAAGCUUAUAUGCAGCAUUAGCACAUUUGCAUGUCUGCAGAAGUCCGUUAUGGUUUGUUAGAUGUAAAUGUCCUCAUUUAUCCAUGUCCGUGGCAGUUUAUGCAGACAUUUUGCAGCGGACGUACACAAGCAUUUUCUGACUGUGUAGACUCUACCCUCUGACUUUGCAUGCUACCUGUACUACAUCCACUUUCCACAGUAACCAUGGAGGCAAGCUUGAGGUGAUGCUUGAAGGUCAAGGUUUGUACCCACACAUGUACAACCAUCGCGCAAAUAAUAAAAGGAGAUAUAAAAGAGGGCAAACUCCUGGCAAGAAAUCCCCUGUAUUGGAAUGGAAUACAAUAUUGAGUCUGCAUCAAUAGAGCGCAAGACUAAUGUGAACCCUUGUGUUACUAUGAUUGGAUCUGCCUACAUGUGUACAUGAAAAUGUACGCGCCAGGCUAAAACAAAUCUGCUGUGGGGAGCAUCCAAACCAGUGAUGCAGUGCAGCUGCAAAUGCUACUAUAGCUGACUGUUUACAACAUGCAGAAACAGGCUAAGCCACAUUUCCAUUACUUCCCUCAUCAGUGCCAACUUUACAACCUGAAAGACCAUUGGCGUGCACAGGCGGGGCAAUCGCCCCCUACAUGACAGCGUCCCAAAGAGUGUCCUUAGAGAAAAUGAUACUCAGUGCUGUACAGAAAAUGUCCACAACACUGUGAUAGAUAGUGGUAUACACAGGUGUGUGAGAAUGUGGGAGGUUAUAUUCUUGUGGUGCCUCCUUCAUCUUUGUGCACUAGGUGCCCUUUUAAUCUUUGCCCCUGCCCUCCCAAAUGUCUUUGCACACCACUGUGAAAAACUUUCUGAAUAUCUACAAAUUGGUAAAAUAAAACAACAUUAAUGGAUCAUCAUU